This is a messenger RNA of Corylus avellana, 2445 nucleotides long. It is a transcript of the gene NHX2, whose product is annotated as sodium hydrogen exchanger 2. Gene Ontology annotation, molecular function: sodium:proton antiporter activity; potassium:proton antiporter activity. Gene Ontology annotation, biological process: regulation of intracellular pH; regulation of stomatal closure; proton transmembrane transport. Gene Ontology annotation, cellular component: plasma membrane. The record is from RefSeq and is a predicted model, not a curated record. NCBI's taxonomy places the organism in Eukaryota, Viridiplantae, Streptophyta, Magnoliopsida, Fagales, Betulaceae.
CACGUCUCUCUCUCUCUUUCCAGAGGCUUCCAUCCUUUUCUCUCUCUCUAAAAUCCAGCUUUGUGAAAUUUUCUUAUUAUUUCGCUUGUUUUCUAAGCCUCUCUCGCUGUCUCUGAGGAAAAAAUAGCGUACCUGAGAUUGUUGCUAUCCUGAAAAUUGGUGGAUUUUGCGAGAAUUACGGAGCUGUGGAUCUUGCAUUGCGCGAGGGAUUCGAACCAGAGAUUGAUUGCUACCUCUCUCUCUCUCUCUCUCUGUUCUUCGAAUUCUCUGUCUGCCUUUUGGUGUUUGAUGCUCCAAUUCGCAAACUUCGUGCGUGAAAUGCGUUUUCUCUGCAUGUUGCCACGCAGCGCUUUGAGUUGGUUUGGCUGUUGAGAUGCAAAGAUCUUUAUGAGAUGGACAGUUCGGAGACAUAGAUUCUUUGUGUAUUCUUCGUCUAAAGGAAAUCUUGAUCUUCUAAAUUUACUAUCAUAGUCUGGUUACAUUGCGAGGAGGUGGAAACAAUGGCUAUCGAAUUGAGUUCUAUCCUGUCAAGGUUGCAAACGCUAUCCACUUCUGAUCAUGCCUCCGUGGUUUCCAUGAACCUCUUUGUGGCCCUCCUUUGUGCUUGUAUUGUGAUCGGCCAUCUUCUUGAGGAGAACCGAUGGGUGAACGAGUCGAUCACUGCCCUUUCGAUUGGUGUGUGUACUGGGGUUAUUAUUUUGCUGUUCAGUGGGGGAAAAAGCUCGCAUCUUUUAGUUUUUAGUGAAGAUCUCUUCUUUAUAUACCUUCUGCCGCCGAUAAUAUUUAAUGCGGGGUUUCAGGUGAAAAAGAAGCAGUUUUUUGUUAACUUUAUUACUAUUGUGUUGUUUGGUGCUGUUGGUACAUUAAUCUCCUGCACCAUCAUAUCAUUAGGUGUUAUUCAGUUCUUCAAAAAAAUGGAUAUUGGUUCGCUGGAUAUAGGGGAUUAUCUUGCAAUUGGUGCAAUAUUUGCUGCAACGGAUUCUGUAUGCACAUUGCAGGUGCUUAAUCAGGAUGAGACACCUUUACUCUAUAGUCUUGUUUUUGGGGAGGGUGUUGUAAAUGAUGCCACAUCGGUGGUGCUUUUCAAUGCAAUCCAGAGCUUUGACCUCAAUCAUAUCGAUCCCAGAAUUGCUUUGCAUUUUACUGGCAACUUUUUUUAUUUGUUUAUCACAAGCACAAUGCUAGGGGUGCUAACUGGGCUGUUUAGUGCUUACAUCAUCAAAAAGCUUUAUUUUGGCAGGCACUCUACAGAUCGUGAAGUUGCUCUUAUGAUCCUCAUGGCAUACCUUUCAUAUAUGCUGGCUGAAUUGUUCUAUUUGAGUGGCAUUCUCACUGUAUUCUUUUGUGGGAUUGUGAUGUCCCAUUACACCUGGCACAACGUAACAGAGAGUUCAAGAAUCACUACCAAGCAUUCUUUUGCAACUCUCUCAUUUGUUGCUGAGAUUUUUAUCUUCCUUUAUGUUGGAAUGGAUGCCUUGGACAUUGAAAAGUGGAGAUUUGCCAGUAACAGCCCCGGAACAUCCAUUGCAGUGAGUUCAAUAUUGCUAGCUCUGAUUAUGGCUGGGAGAGCAGCUUUUGUUUUCCCCCUAUCAUUUUUAAUCAACUUAGUUAAAAAAUCUCCAAACGAGAAAAUCAGCUUCAGGCAGCAAGUGAUAAUAUGGUGGGCUGGUCUCAUGAGAGGUGCUGUGUCUAUGGCACUCGCUUAUAAUCAGUUCACAAGGGCAGGGCAUACUCAAUUGCGAGCAAAUGCAAUCAUGAUCACCAGCACCACAACUGUUGUUCUUUUCAGCACAGUGGUGUUUGGUUUGAUGACUAAACCUCUUAUAAGGUUCUUGCUGCCUCAUACAAAACACACAAGCAGCAUGACACUGUCAGAUUCAUCGACUCCAAAAUCAGUCAAUGCGCCACUUCUUGGAGAGGGGCAGGACUCGGAGGCUGACCUUGGUGACACUAACAUUCCCCGGCCAGGCAGCUUACGGGCACUCCUGGCCACUCCUACGCAUACUGUUCAUCGUUACUGGCGUAAGUUUGAUGAUGCCUUCAUGCGUCCAGUAUUUGGUGGCCGGGGUUUUGUUCCGUAUGUUCCUGGAUCACCAACUGAACGGAGUUUCCUUCAAGGGCAGUGAGAAGAAGGCCAAGCAAAGAUGUAAAAUGUAUUCUAAAUUGAAUGCACCUUCUGGAGAAUCCAUCACCACAUGCUUUUGAACCAGCUUGUGAAAUAGUUCUUGUACUUUAGCUAGUGUGAAGGCUGUGUACCAUAAGAUUUUGAAAUGGCUAUAUAUUAUUAUGUAUAGGUGAUUGCGUUUACACCAAGGCCCGAGCAUUGGAAGGGGCUUACAGUUUUUUUUUUUUUUUUCUUUCUCCGUCGCACUCAUUUACAUCUUAAUGAUUUUUGUGACAAGAUGAUCUUAGGAUUUGAUUUAAUGUAACGUCUGCCUCCUUUAA